Apodemus sylvaticus (European woodmouse) is the source of this 2110-nucleotide messenger RNA. RefSeq names its product dynein axonemal assembly factor 3 (gene Dnaaf3). The record is from RefSeq and is a predicted model, not a curated record. The coding region runs from base 64 to 1692 and encodes 542 amino acids. The transcript has 12 exons. Lineage: Eukaryota; Metazoa; Chordata; Mammalia; Rodentia; Muridae. Gene Ontology annotation, biological process: motile cilium assembly; axonemal dynein complex assembly.
GAGCUCGGCUCAGGACCUUGCAGGAGAAGCGUCACCUACGGAUAUUUGAAAGAAUAAAGAGCGAUGACUACGCCUGCGGGCUCUGGCGCCGGCUUCGGUACAGUGUCCUGGUGGGGUCUGUCCCCGGCGCUGGACCUACAGGCUGAAAGUCCUCCUGUAGACCCAGAUUCACAGUCGAAAACAGAGCGCAAGGUCCCAGAGCUGGAUGUCCUGCUGUUAGGUUCCGUGGAUGGGAGACACAUGCUGCGGACGCUGGCCAGGGCAGCGCUCUGGCCUCUCAGGAGGUUCAAUUUUUAUGUGCUGGAGAAUAAUCUGGAAUUGGUGGCCCGACACAUGCUGAUCUUCAGUCUAGCCCUAGAGGAGCCUGAGAAGAUGGGGCUCCAAGAGCGGAGUGACACCUUCCUGGAGCUGUGGGGGAACGCGCUGCUGCGACCCUCGGUGGCUGCCUUCCUGCGCGCUCAGGCCAGCCGCCUGGCUAAUCUGGUCCCGGAGCCUGACCUCCUGGAGGAGCAACUGCCCUGGCUUAGCCUUCGGCUGCUCAAGUUCCGCGAACGGGAUGCCCUGGAGGCCGUGUUCCGCUUCUGGUCAGGUGGGGAGAAGGGACCCGAAGUCUUCCCCAUGAGUCGCCUCUGGGACUCGAGGUUGCGCCACUACCUGGGUUCCCGCUACGAUGCCCGGCGUGGGGUUGCCGACUGGGACCUGCGCAUGAAGCUGCAUGAUCGAGAAGCCCAGGUCAUCCAUAUCCAGGAAUUUCGACGCUGGCGGGACACAGGAGUUGCCUUUGAACUCAGAGACUUGAGUGCUUACCACGUGCCCAACAGGACUCUGGCGUCGGGUCGCCUCCUGAGCCACCGUGGGGAACGCGUGGCUGCGCGCGGAUACUGGGGCGACAUCGCCACAGGGCCCUUUGUGGCUUUUGGCAUCGAGGCGGACGACCAGAGCCUCUUCCGGACGAGUAACGGACAACCAGUCAAGACUGCAAGCGAGAUCACACAGCACAACGUUAUAGAGCUGUUCCGAGAAGUGGCCACCUGGAGGGGCCCGAGAGCCAUCCAGGGGACCGUGGAGGAGACAGCGUCGCCUGAGCCAGACGUGCCUGCUCAAGAACCCUUCACUAUCCACUUUCUGCCUCUCGAUUCUUCGCAGACUCUCCAUCACAAGACUUGCUACCAGGGCCGGUUCCAGCUCCUCUAUGUGUCCUGCGGGAUGAUCCAUCUUCUCAGCCCUGAGCUCGGGGCUUGCGUGGUCCCCGGAGGGAACCUGGUUGUGGAAUUAGCUCGGUACUUGGUGGACCUGCGACCCAAGGAGUUGAAGGCGUUCUCCGACCGCGUGGCGGAGAUAGCGCGGGCGGCUGGGUUCGCCCCUCACCCUGCGACCAAACCCUCGGAGACCUUUGCGCGCUUCUACAAGUUAGGAGACUCUACUCGGGGUGGCGGACACUCAGCUGUGGAAUCUGGAUCCGCGCCCUCUGAAGUCCUGGCCCCUCCCGCAGAAUCGAUAGACCCACCCCAGGCUGACCAGGCCCCCUCUCUAGAGGCGGUGAGCCCCGCCAAGGUUGACCAGACCCCGCCUCUAGAGGCAAUUAGCCCACCCCAGGCUGAGCUAUUCCUGCCUCUAGACGCGAUCGACCCUCCCCAAGCCUGCCUGGCUCCUCCUCCGGAAGUAAUAAGCCCACUCCAGGAAGCUCUGUAAUGUCCUCGGUGAAUGCACCCACUUUUAACUGCUGAAGCAGGCCCAGGGAUUGAUACCAGCUCAGCCUACGGCUGGAAUGCUGUGUCACUCACUCAGGGUUCCUUCUCAACCCCAGUGAUAUACGUAGAAUUUCAAAUUCCUACCCUGGAACUCUCAGUCCUACUCUUCGGGGGUGUGGGUGUGUGGGUGUGUGGGGUGUGCGGGUCCUAGAUUGUUAUCUGAGACUUAUCCUGGCAAGGACUGCAGGCUGAAGAUACAACCCUGGGCUCCAGACCCUCGCUUUUGUCUUGGGCCUUUCCUGACAUGCUACUUAUGUGAAGGACAAGGACAUAGCCUCCCUUGAAUGUGAUUCGAAUAAAAAGAGCAGGGUCACCUGUGUGUCCUGUCCUCCAUCGGUCUCCAGUGCCAAGAAGGGGGU